AUGUUCGAAGGGGCUAGGGCGGGGGUAGUUUCAAAAGGGGGUGAAGAGGGAAGGGCAGGAGCGAGUGUGGGGUCUAGGCCAGACGGUAGGGCUGGUUCGAUGAGGGGUGGUAGAGGUAGGCAAGAGGCGAGAGAGGAUAGGUUGAGGGUAAGAUCUUGGAAUAUAGAGACCCUCCAGGGUAAGUCCGUUAAGCUGGUGAAGAUCCUUAAGAAGAAGAGGAUUAAUAUUGCAUGUGUUCAGGAGACUAAGUGGGUAGGGUCUAAGGCUAGGAAUGUGGAUGGGUUCAAGCUGUGGUACUCAGGGAGUGAGAGGUGGCAGAAUAGAGUGGGCAUCUUAGUGGACGAGGGUCUUAGAGGACAAGUGGUAGAGGUCAAGAGGGUUAAUGAUAGGCUGAUAAUAAUUAAGCUGGUCGUUGGGGGGUUUACUUUGCAUGUGUGUAGUGUUUAUGCACUGCAGGUGGGCUUGGAAGAGGAGGUAAAAAUGAGUUUUUGGGAGGCUUUGGACGAAAUGGUGAGAAUCAUGCCUAGCACGGAGAAGAUUGUCAUAGCACGGUACUUCAAUGGGCAUAUUAGGGUUUUACCGAGAGGCUCUAAUAAUGUGUAUGGAGGUUUUGGUUUCGAUGAUAGGAAUAGGGAAGGAGCUGCUCUGUUAGAGUUUGUGAGGGAUUUUGGGCUAGUGGUUGUGAACUCGAGUUUUCAGAAAAAAGAGGAUCACUUGAUUACCUUUCUAAGCGCGAUUGUCAAGACUCAGAUUAACUUUUUGCUGCUUAGAAAGGGGGAUAGGCCUUUUGUAAGGACUGAGGACUGGUGGUGGAAUGAAGAAGUUAAAAAGGAAGUGAAGAGUAAGAAAGGGGCGUAUGUUAAGUUUAUUGAGAGUAAGGAUGAAGAGGAUAGGCGGGUGAAUAAGGAGGUGUACAAAGUAGCAAGGAAGGAGGCCAAGUUAGCAGUUACGGCGGCUAAGACAACAACGUUUGAGAGCAUGUAUGCGAGAUUAGAAGAGAAAGACGGGGAAAAGAAAUUGUAUAGGUUGGAUAAAGCUAGGGAGCGAAAGGAUCGUGACCUCGAUCUAGUGAAGUACAUUAAGAGGGAGUAUGGGAGAGUUUUGGUGGAGGAUGUCCACAUUAAGGAGAGAUGA
Messenger RNA from Capsicum annuum, 1134 nucleotides. RefSeq lists its product as uncharacterized. Gene Ontology annotation, cellular component: nucleus. Gene Ontology annotation, biological process: chromatin remodeling. The transcript has 2 exons. Lineage: Eukaryota; Viridiplantae; Streptophyta; Magnoliopsida; Solanales; Solanaceae. The record is from RefSeq and is a predicted model, not a curated record. The coding region runs from base 1 to 1134 and encodes 377 amino acids.